Pisolithus orientalis is the source of this 2031-nucleotide messenger RNA. Its product is annotated as transcription factor Opi1-domain-containing protein. Gene Ontology annotation, biological process: endoplasmic reticulum unfolded protein response; phospholipid biosynthetic process; regulation of transcription by RNA polymerase II. Gene Ontology annotation, cellular component: endoplasmic reticulum; nucleus. The coding region runs from base 1 to 1782 and encodes 593 amino acids. NCBI's taxonomy places the organism in Eukaryota, Fungi, Basidiomycota, Agaricomycetes, Boletales, Pisolithaceae. The transcript is spliced from 7 exons. The record is from RefSeq and is a predicted model, not a curated record. Gene Ontology annotation, molecular function: transcription corepressor activity.
AUGCCAGACAGUCCUCCAUCUCACCCGCCAUCUCCGCCCUCUCCGUCGCCUGCAUCUCCUCAGACCAUGAGCUCCCUCGAAAACGAGGACGAGAGCGUCCGUAUUGCCAUUCGAGCACUGGGAGAUAUGAAAAACGGUGCUCGCGCAUCGUCGUCAUCAUGCAAGUCUCUCACUACUAAUCAUGCUAACACGGCCUCUUCAUCGUCCCCCCAAUAUGACGUCUCCCCUGACUUCGUGUCACGGGUCUCUAAUCUGCCAAUAGUAAAUACCGCACUGCGGGCGUACGAACAAGGAAAAGCUAGUUCACGAGUCGUGAAGUAUGGAGCGGAGAUGAUGGAGUCAUCCGUUAAGAGUAUAUCCCGGCCCGUAAUCGAGCGACUGCCUGUCGAGCAACUCGACGAAUUUGCCUGCAGACAAUUGGACAAGUUGGAGAGAUACCGCCGACCGUCAAGUGUCGAUUCAGACAGGAUGCAAGUUGAUCAGAUUGAACAUCAUCCUCGACACCAACGGCAUUCUCAGUCCCCGAGCGAUCAUCACGCCACAAACCCCAACGAAUUGCAAAGUGGUGGUAGCCGUACACCGACGCCCCGAUCACAGGUUCCUGACGCGGCGCCCCCGGACCAGGAUGGGCAAGCCGUCGUACAACGAAGUCGAUGGCAAGCUGUUCUCCUCGAAGCUGGGGGCAUUGGUGCGGCCGUUAGUGAGGAGAGUAUGCGGAGACUGAAGUAUUGUCUCCAGUGGCUUCAAUAUGCGACUGCCCAUAUUGAUGCACAAAUCGUUAUCUUGCGCGACUUCAUCGCAUCGCUCCAGCCGGAUGGGACCGCCGCUUCUGAUUCGGCCGACUCAUUUGUAUCUCCAACACACAUGCGCACGUUGACAGAUGUGCGCCGAGACGUCGUUCACACCGUCAGGCAGGUCGUAGGCGUAGUGAGCGAGUAUGCCGGCGGUGCGCUUCCCGAACCUGCACGCGUGCGCGUGCGAGGAUUCAUUCUGCAUCUGCCUCAGCGCUGGGCGAGUGCAAGUGCGUCUGUGCCUCAUUCGCAGGGUAUACCUGAUGGUGCGCCGGGUGCAAAAUCGGUAGCGGGUGCCUCUACCGGGAGUGCGGCGCGUCGUGGACGGAGCACUCGGCAUCUGAGGGAACGUAGUGCCGGCGGUCCGGAUAGAUCGAUAUCUGGUACGCCCGCAUCGAGUCGAGCGGCGUCGCCUAUCACAACGCAACGUGGUGGACGCUCUCCCACUGCAAGUGCAGUCACUCGGGCUGCUCGGCAAAUCUUGACGCUUGCAACGGAGAGCUUGGAUAUGAUGAGAGGCGUGACGGGCGUAGUAAAAGAGUCACUCGAUCGUGCUGAUGCAUGGGUAGAAAGGUUACGUGUCGUUGGCUUGCAGCGUCAACAGGAGUCUCAGGUCACGCAAGAACGGCUGGAGUAUCCGUCCUCAUUCACAUCCAUUUCUGGGUCGACGUCCACUUCGAUAUCUAUCGGAUCCUCGUUGCUUACGGACCAUCGGCAGUCAUUGCCGGGGUUGUCAUCGACACCGUCGACGCCUGCCCAAGCUAGUACGCCGUUUUCUGUACCGUCCACUCCAGCGGCGUAUGCUUCACCUGAUGGGAUGGCACGGGGAGUUCAACUUAUGGAGGGACCCUCGCUCAGUGACCUACGAUUAGAUGGGGACAGCGAGCACGAUGCUACGAGUGGAGGUGGGGGUCAAGCUCCGAAGAAUGGAAAAGGAAAGGAGCGGGCCUGGUCGCAGGCCUCGAGCUCUGAAUAUGACUCCGCACGAUGAAAACGAUCGAGUUCUACUUAUGCUUAUGUCCCGUGCCUGGUCGAGUUGACAUGUUCAAGGUGGAUGAAAUUUCCGACGGUGCUUUUUUUAUGUCUGAGGCCGUUAAUUUGGAAUAUCUCAAAUUCCGCUUUGCUCAAGGGGCUUGCGGUGGAUGAGUUUUGGCUCCGCAGGUGGGGAUCACUGAUAGGGGUAGUUUGUAAUUAUGUAAUCAUCGGAUCAGCUUUGUGCUUAUUACGACUACCCUAUGAC